UAAAAUCUGUAUGUCUUCAGUUUAAACUGUAAGAAACUCCGUAAAGGGAUAAUUUUCCAAAGACUGCCAUUGUAUCACUCUGCAAAACUACACAUAGAAUCAGUGUUUCCUGUGGGAAAGUUUUGUUUUCUUACCCUUCACAAAGUCUGUCACAGUGCCCCCUGCUGGGGCCAUGCCCCAUCUGCUGAACAAUGAUACUUCCUUCAGCUCCAAGCAAGAGCUUCUGGUCCUACAUGACAGUCCAUUGGGACCCAGCCUGGACACAUCCAGCCCAGUGGAGUCCCAGGGCUCUGGUCCAAAUAGCCUAUCUGGAGAUGCCCACACUGUGCUCCACAAGAGAGGCAAACUGGGGCUUGACCACACAGAGCCACCCACUGGGCUGAAGUUUGUCCCGACAGACUCAGAGAAUCUUUGUGGAUGGGGAGCACUGACCCCACGAUGUAUCCAGACCUUCAACACCCCACACUGGGUUCUCUUCUUCCUCUGUGUGGCCUCCUUCCUCCAAGGCAUGAUAAUCAACGGCUUUAUCAACACCGUCAUCACCUCCAUUGAGAGACGUUUUGACCUGCGCAGCUACCAGGCGGGACUCAUUGCGAGCUCCUAUGACAUUGCUGCCUGUGUGUGCCUGACAUUCGUGAGCUACUUUGGUGGUACUGGUCAUAAGCCUCGAUGGCUGGGCUGGGGUGUGCUCAUCAUGGCACUGGGCUCUCUGGUCUUUGCCCUGCCCCAUUUCACCACACCACCCUAUCAGGUGAGAGUACCGGAGCGCAUGGGACUGUGCUUGGCCAAUCACACCGAAACGUGUGUCGGCGAGGAAGGUGGGCUCUCGGCUUACCGCUUCGUCUUUAUGCUGGGACAGUUUCUGCAUGGGAUCGGGGCAACCCCUUUGUACACCCUCGGGGUCACCUACCUAGAUGAGAAUGUCAAGUCAAACUACGCACCUGUAUAUAUAGGGAUCUUCUACACAGCUGCCAUUGUAGGACCUGCGGCUGGAUACUUGCUGGGUGGAUUCUUUCUCAAUAUUUACACAGAAAUCGACCAAACGACAGAGCUGACUCCUGAAAACCCACUGUGGGUGGGAGCUUGGUGGAUUGGUUUCCUGGCAGGAGGAGCGGCAGCUCUGGUUAUCGCUCUGCCUAUAUUGGGUUACCCACGGCAGCUACCAGGUUCUCAGCGGUAUGUAGCCAUGCGGGUCUCAGAAGCCCACCAGCUGAAGGACGGCAGUCAGGUCACUGCAUCUGAUCCUCAGUUUGGCAAAACAGUAAAGGACAUGCCCAGGUCAAUGCUGCUGCUUUUGAAGAACCCUACCUUCAUCUUUCUGUGUCUCGCUGGGGCCACGGAGGCCACACUCAUAGCCGGGAUGUCCACGUUUGGCCCCAAAUUUCUGGAGUCUCAGUUUAGUCUGAGUGCUUCAGAGGCAGCAACCUGGUUCGGGUAUAUGGUGGUACCAGCUGGUGGAGGAGGCACCUUCUUGGGUGGUUUCAUUGUAAAAAAGUUGAACCUUCGCUGCCGCGGGAUCAUCCGUUUCUGCAUGCUGUGUGCAGUGGUCAGCCUCAUGGCUAUCUUCAUCUUUUUGGUACACUGUCCUAAUGUGCCCAUGGCAGGAGUAACCGCCCCAUACUACAACUUUACACACAACCACUACAGCGCCCCCUACCUGCAGACAGAGAUCCAUAACAACAGCCUCUCAGAUCUGGGCAACUUGACCGUAAGCUGUAACAUUGGCUGUCACUGUGUUAAGGAGUUGUUUAACCCUGUGUGUGGUGCGGAUGGAGUGAUGUAUUUCUCUCCCUGCCAUGCCGGCUGCAGCUCCCUCAACCACACAUACAGCCCCAGAGGCAGACAGGUGUUCUCUGGCUGCAGCUGUGUGGUAGGGAAUAUAUCAUGGGGAGAACAAGGUUUUGCUGAAAAAGGGAGGUGUGUGUCGUCCUGCAAUCACAUGCCAGCCUUCCUCACCUUCCUCUUCAUCAUCAUCUUCUUCACUUUCCUCUGCAGCAUCCCUGCACUUACUGCCACACUCAGGUGUGUUCCUGACAGUCAGAGAUCGUUUGGACUUGGAAUACAGUGGAUCGUAGUAAGGACUCUCGGUGGGAUCCCAGGCCCUAUAGCGUUCGGCUCAGUGAUUGACAUCUCCUGCCUGCUGUGGGAGGAGCAGUGUGGGGAAUACGGCUCCUGUUACCUGUACCACAACUCAGCCAUGAGCCAGUACUCACUCAUCGCAGGCAUCAUCUACAAGGUUUUAGGCACUAUUUUCUUUUUGCUGGCUGCCAUGCUCUACAAGCCGCCUCCCGAGUCUCCUCAGAGCAGCUGUGAGAGCACAGAUGUGGGAGGGGGGGAGGCCAGAGACCUGCCAAUCAAAGACCUCCCCGCUGAGAUCAUCUCCAACCAACACGCCGAAUUAUGACCUCUAUCUACAAAAACACCUCAAUGUGUGCAUGUACGCGUCUGUGUGUGUGUGUGUGUAUAAGGUCAACACCAUCACUGUUCACUGUGCCCUGUCCCGCUGACUGUACAUCGUUCCCACAUGUGAUAUAUUCUCAGUGGCCCACCAAUCUGAAACGACCCAGACAUGAGGACUGAAAGCAUUUGUCACAAUAAAUGACCAAAGGUCAAAGUUGAAAUCAGAGCAUAUAUAUUACAUAAAAAGAACCUACCAAAAGCCAACAUAAUCUUAAUUUGACAAGAAAUUAUUUCUGGGCAUAAACUGAUAUUUAUAUAAUUUCAAUGUAAAAUUUGAGCAUUUUUGUAAGGAAAAAGCCAUAGAUGAUACAGAAAUAGAGCACUUAAUAUGAAUGUAACGGAAAGAGAGUAAUAUAACUGUGCAGAACAAAGUGUUAAGCUGUUAUAAAAUAUUAAAAAUAGUGGAUUCAAAUGCUGCUCAGUUAUACAUAAAAAACAGACAAUUAAUUACAAACUGUGCCUUUAAAGAGUUUUGCAUUAGCCAGCACAGUUAGAAAGAAAUAUUACAGAAAAAAGACGAUAUCCAUUGAAAUGUUCAACUCAUAAACCCUUAAAUCUCUUCAAAAUGCACUUUAAACUCACUUCACUGAUGGAAAUAUACAUCUGAACCAUGUACUGUAGUGAACUAUGUGCCAUAAAACCAAGUUUCGUCCUACAAUGCAACUUUACACAGUUCUAGUCCACAUUCUGAUACCAUCUAAAGCAAGUAUGACUUGUGAUUCUUGUAUUUGAUUUUCAUAAAUUCUGAAUAUUUGUAACAUUUUAAAAUGUGCUAAAAUACUGUAGCUCAGGACUGAGCAGGACAGAGAGGCUUCAAGGUGUGAUGUCACAAAGAGAUGCAAGUGAGAGAUGAAAAGGAAGCAGGUUUUCAAAAUGAACUUUUUGCAACUGUAUAUUACCCAACAACACCCAUGAUGGGAUAUUCCUGAAAAGCACUUCACUUUGAGAUUACACUGAAAAUUAUUCUUGCACUGAUUUUCAGCUACAUUCAGAAUGGUAUAUUGUAAAACAUAAAAAGACACUUUCUCUGUUGCUCAUAAAAUAAGCAUGCAGCAUUUUUUUUUUUUUGUAUGUAGCAGGAUUUUUUUUUUUCCCUUCCUUUUUUCUUUUUGGAACAUAAAACUACCCCAAGCUGCUUAAAUCCAAAUAUAAGACAAAUAUAACAAAUAUCUGCCACAUAAACCUACUUUACUUAUAUUAAGUGCAACUAAAACAUCUCACCAAUGAUACUUUAUGUAGAGGUUUUUAUUUAUUAUUAAAUGCAUUUGUUAGGAUUAAUUUUCUAAUGUUGUAUCAGAAAUCUGAGGUCUCUUAUUAUUAUUAUGUUUUUCUUUCUCUGAUGUGAUGGAUUUUGAUGGAUUACAUCAACUCUGAUGACAAACCCUGAAUGACAAUGAUGCACUCGAAAAUUGAAGAUUUGCACAAUGAAACUGAACAUGCAACAACAAAGAGUAACAUGAUGUUUGUAUUUGAGUUUGUGUUGGUUCAUGUGUAUUUUUUACUCCAAUGACUAAAAGAAAUGUGUCUUGUGUCACAAAAAGAGUUUGUGAGUGGGCCUGUUAUUGUCUUUAU
This is a messenger RNA of Sinocyclocheilus anshuiensis, 4032 nucleotides long. RefSeq names its product solute carrier organic anion transporter family member 4A1-like. NCBI's taxonomy places the organism in Eukaryota, Metazoa, Chordata, Actinopteri, Cypriniformes, Cyprinidae. Gene Ontology annotation, molecular function: protein binding. Bases 173 to 2404 code for a protein of 743 amino acids. Gene Ontology annotation, biological process: sodium-independent organic anion transport; transmembrane transport. The transcript has 11 exons. The record is from RefSeq and is a predicted model, not a curated record. Gene Ontology annotation, cellular component: basolateral plasma membrane.